CAUGUGGAGCAGCAAGAUGGCGGCGCAGUGGAGAGCCUUAGACGGGGAUUUAAAUGCCGGCAACGUGGACUUUUUGAGCACCGGAAGCCCUUGCCAGAUUGGCUCACAUCGGGGUGACAAUUGUGGAGUGGACAUGGACACGCAGUCCUGUGUGGAACACUCCAUUUUGGCAAUUUUUGAGGAUUCCACCGUUUCAUCAGAGGACACAAGGCAAGCAGAGGAAGAGAGCGAUACCUUGCUCUCAGCACUGACUCAGAUGUUAGAAUGUGUGGAGGAUGAUGUCAGCAGCAAUCUUUCUCCCUUUGACACCCUGCCAGACACCAAGCUCCUCAACUAUCAGGAGUUUGGGAACAGCAUGACAACAGAUGAAGUAGCCUUUGCCACUAAACUUAGACCAAGAGCCAAGAAUGACGCAGGAAAAGAAGACAAGAGCAAAGUAGCCAGACUUCACCCGGUCUUCCGACAAGAAAGUCAGACAUUGUUUCAAGGCCCAAAAAAGAAAGCAGAUACUGAAGUUGAUGUCUUCACUUCAUCUUCUCUGGUUAACCUAGUGAAACUCAUGCACCCAUAUUGCCUUAAGAUGCGUGUGGAGGAGGAUGGGAGGGGCCACCAAAGCAGAAAUGGACUAUCACCAUCACGCUGGAACAAACUAGAAAAAAAACGCACAAUAUUCUCCCAGGGAGAAGUAUGGAAGUAUGAGAAGCCAACUGGAGACAGUGACGAAGAUAUAAAUGUUGUAUCUGAUGAUAAUGAUACACCCCUGAAAGGGACAGAGGAAGACAAAGAGAGGGUUGCAAAAAAGGGUAGGGGCACACUGCUAAAAGGUGCACUGCUCACUGGCAAAUCGUCCAGAGGUCUGUUCUCCAGGGAAAAGAAAAGAGUCAGCUUUGGUCCUGUUCAAGUGGCUUCAUUUGAGGUGUCUGUGGAAUUCAACGAGAAGAAUCUCCCCAGCGUAGCCUCUGCAGAUACACCCGAAGGUCAAGCUAGUCCAGCACUUGUAGCCCCAGCAGCAGCAUCUAAAUCAGCAGACAUUGAUAAAAAGGCAGAGGAGCCACUGCCAAAAAGUAAAGCCAAAUCACUAAGCCUCCAAGAGUAUAGACAGCUGCGACAGAAAAGGCAGCUUCUGGUCGAGAAACAGCGGAACUACACCACCAAGUGGCCUUCUGUUCCUCAGCCCCCCAAAGAACUGACCCCCGUUAUCUGUUCACAUGGGCAAAGACAAACUCUCUGUGCGAUAAAGUCUUCACCCCAUCACACAGAACAGUCCAGAAUUAGUACAUAUCCACCCCAAAGAGCUACUUGUCAUCAUCCUCCCCGACCAGUAGAGAAGAUGCCAUUGUUUGCUGGUAAGCAUCACAGAUUCAAAUGUCUUCAAACUGAAUCAAAAAGCACCUCAUCUGAUGGUCCUAAGUCCAAUGAUGAGCACACUGACACCCCUGUUAAUGGAGCUGCAAGCAGGAAAAAUCCAUUAAAGAAUCUGGCACUUCUCAGCACUGAUCCCCCGAACCCUGUCCUCAUUCGCCUGCCUGUUAGCCAGACACCUGCCUCAUCAGAUUCUCACUCUCCACCAGUGUCCACUGUUGAGCUCUCAGUUGCAGCAUUACAAAUACAAUUGUCCACUGAGGAACCUCAGCCAAGUUGGCAAGUGGAGAGCCAAUGUCCGGUCACACCUCAAACUAGUUCAGAAUGCAGGAAACCACAAAACCUCAUGCUAGAGCCAAAGAUGUCUCAUUCACUAAGUCUAGGUCCUGUCACGUGUGACCAAGGUCAGCCAGUCAGGGAAGCGUUACCGGAGGAUCCCCUAAGAUCUUCUCCUCCCAAGAAACCACAAUCAUCACUUCAACAUACCCGUCACGAACAAAGUGCUGCAGCUGAGUCAGGGAUUGAAGCCUCUGAUCUUACAAGCUUGUUAGAGCAGUUUGAAGAGAAACAAGCUAAAGAGGAAGAGGAGGCUGAGCCAGCGUCCGUUUCAAAUGCUUUACCCUCAAUUCUGCACGAAGAAAUGGAAAGGACCUCCACGCUAUUACAGACCUCCACUAAGGAACAAGAACCUGUCAGAACUUUGUACUCAGUCACACCAAAAAGCACCAUAAAUGAUCUGGAGCGCCGAAGAAAAUCGGAACACGUCACUCCAGAGCCUCUCAGCACUGAAGUCAUCCUCGACACUGAAGUCAAUGUAAGACGGAAAGCACCGCCAUCUAAGGGCAUUCAGAUCAUUGAUCCACGCCCUUUGCCAUCCAGGAGGGCAAACGCUUCAGAGCUCGCUGCAUCUCCUCACAUGUGUUCGUCGGUGUCCGUAGAUCACGAUUACUGCCUGCCCGUGGAUUACUUGCAUACAAGAGCCCCUUCUUCUCUUCUCAAGAAUACUUGUGAAGUCGAGGAGGCCUCUGUAAGGAAAAGUGAGUCUCCCAUCAGAGCUGAAGAGAAAUACCAGUCAGCCUCGUCCACAUACACAGAUCUGGCCCCUUCAUGUACCCCACUUACACCUCCACCCAGCCCUCCAAGCAGAGGACGAGAGAAGAGGAGAUACACGAGAAGAACCCCCCUCUCGGACAGCUCUUGUUCGUCUUCAUCUUCCUCCAGCUCUGGAUCCCGCUCCCCAAAAAGACGAAGGUCCCGUCACAAGCGUUCCGGAAGCAGGUCGUGGUCUUCGUCCCCUUCUCGCUCCGUCUCCCGUUCCCCACCUCGGCAACAGUCUUCGACACGUUUAAGAUGUAAUAGAUCGAGAUCCCGAUCCUGGUCUCGCUCCGGGUCACCGUCCCCUUCCUCGACAAAUUUUCCUACAUGCAAGAGAAACAUUUACAGCAGAGAGUCCUGGAAGCUCAAGAGGGAGCACAAGGCGAGGCUUCAGAAGCUGAAAGCCAUAGAUGAGCGCAGAGUUGUGUAUGUUGGCCGCAUCCGUAGGUCCAUGACGCAUGAUGAACUAAGAGAGCGCUUCUCUCAUUUUGGAGAGGUGGAUUGCGUGUCACUGCACUUUAGAGAUAAAGGUGACCAUUAUGGCUUUGUCACAUUCUACAACACGGAUGAUGCAUUUUCAGCCAUCGACAAUGGUGGCAAACUAAGAAGGCCUGAUGAGCUGCCCUUUGACAUCUGCUUUGGUGGAAGAAGGCAGUUUUGUAACUCAGACUAUGCUGAUCUUGAUGCAAAAGUGGAUGCAGAGUCGUCUCCAGCCAAGAGCAGGUUUCAGGAGCUUGACUUUGAUUCGUUACUGAAACAAGCCCAAAGAGGACUGAGGUAGCAGAGCAGAGGGGAAGACAGGAGAAGAAAAAGAAACCCACUAACCUCAGAGCUUUUUGCACGCAUUUAUGUAGCAAACGUUUGCGGUUACUCCCCUCGUGCACCUUGUUUUGGAUGUUGUACUCAUUGGCGUUCAUUCACUAAGCACAGAUUUAUGCUUAAAUCAUGCUUAUGCAGGUUUGAUCCAAAAGCCUGUGAUUUAUCAGUAUGUUCGCACUUGUUUUUUUUCGUAAUCUUCGAACAAAUAUAGGACAUCUUUAGACCAUGCGUACGCACAAAUAAUGCAGGAUCAUCGAAAAUACAUUAAACAUUUUUUACCCAAGUUGCACAACAUUGGAACUAUUCAUUCAUAAAAACAAUAACUUUGGUGACAACUCAAACCAGAAAUUUGUGAAUGGGUUGACUGUCCUAGAUAACAAAAGGACACACCUCAUCACUAUUACCCUCAUUCCGCGAAAGCACUGCCUUGUACAGUAGGAUGUGUGUCCCUCUCUAAUUUCCUAGUUUUUCCCAAGGCUUCACUUUUCUUUCUAACACCAGGGCAAUAUGAUUAAUAAUUUUUCAAGUGAUUCUGCAUGUGCAGAUGUAUGUCAAUCAAUCUAUUCACACCCCCUGCUGACGGAUGGAGUCCAGCCCCUCGUGUCAUGAAUAUACAAACCCUUUCCAAAAAUUAGAAUAUCAUGGAAAGUUCUAUUUAAGUCCAUAAUUCCAUUCAAAAAGUUAAAUUUUCAUAGAUUAUAGAUUCAGAGCCCACAAUUGAAACAAUUUCAAGUAUUUGUUUAUUUUUACAUAAUUUGGACUUCCAUCUGAUAAAACCCACAAAAUCAGGAAUUCAACAAAUGUCAAUACUGUGAAGAAAUCACCAUUUACUUCAGUUUUUGUAGAAAAAAAGGGUCAAUCAAAUUAAAUCAAUCAAUAUAUGGUACUUUCGAAAUGAUAUGUUAAUCUUCAAUAUGUGGUUGGGAGUCCCUUUGCUUUAAUCACUGCCUCGAUGCGCCGUGGCAUUGAGGCAAUCAGCCUGUGGCAUUGAUGCUUGCUGUCAGUUCUUCUUUGUUUUUGGGUCUGGUGCCCUUUGUUUUCCUCUUGAUAAUACCCCAUACAUUCUCAAUGGGGUUUAGAUCCAGCGAGUUGGCUGGCCAGUCAAGCACUGGGCAUCAAACCAGGUUUUGGUGCUUCUGGUGGUAUGUGUGCAGGGGCCAGCUCCUGCUGGAAGAUUAAAUUUGCAUCUCCAUACAGAUCCUAAGCAGAAGGAAUCAUGAAGUCCUCUAAAACAGGGGUCCCUAUCCACCGGUCCGCGGACCGGUACCGGGCCGUGAGGCAUUUGUUAGCGGGGCGCAGAGAAAGAAUGUCCAAUUUAUAUAAUUUCUGUUUAAUUACAAUUCACGUGUCAAUGUGUUUUAUUUUGAAAAUUGACCGGCUCUUCUCCGCCGCAACAGCUGCGCAUCUCAAUUGACACAACAAGACUGCACAGAACGCUUCAGUUUCCCGUCCCAGCCGGCUCGAACGCUUCUGUUACCGGUCCGAGCGGGCUGGCUAACGGCGGCAGAGCUCGAAGAACGAAAUAAUUUCAUAAACUAACUCAGCUCAUUACGUUAACUGAAAAGAUUUGUUCCCAAACGAAACAACAUUAUAUCAGGAGUCCUACUUAAAAUACGGGUUUAUCGCAACAGUUAACUCUCAUGCACCAAGUCCGCUCUGAUACAGUCGUAGGUUUCUGCUGGACACAGGCACAGCUACUUUUACGGAGUUAAAAGUCUACUCUCAUUGAGGAGCUACGGAACUGCAGUCUGGUCUGGCUGCCUACAACAACAACUCCGAGCCCCACUCUUGCAUUGCGCCCACAGGUCCGUGAGACAAAUGCCGACUCCUAACCGGUUCGCGGUGCAAAGAAGGUUGAGGAACAUUGCUCUAAAACAUUCUGGUAGACUGUUACGGUGACCUUGGAUUUAAGAAAGCAGUUUACCAACACCUGCACUGGACAUUGCACCCCAAAUCAUGACUGACUGUGGAUAUUUCACACUGGACCUCAAGCAGAUUAGGUUCUGUUCUUCACCAGUCUUCCUCCAAACCCUUGGACCUUGAUUCUGACAGUUGUAGCCCGGAUGCGUCUGAAUGUGAUGGUUUUUGAAGCUGUGACUCCCACCUCAUUCCACUUUUUCUGGAUCUCUGCUAGAUUCUUGAAUCUUCUCUGUUUGAUAAUCCACUGAAGCCCACGGUCAUCUCUUUUGCUGGUGCAUCUUCUCCUGCCAGUUUGUCCUUCCACUAGACAUUCCAUUGAUAUGCUUGGACACAGCACUCUAUGAACAGCCAGCAUCGCUAUGAACUUUUGUGGCUUACCCAUCCUAUGUUGGGUAUCAAUGAUGGUCUUCUGGCCAGUUGUCAAGUCUGCAGUCUUUCACAUAUUGAACCCAGCUGAGACAACUGAACCAAACUGAAGCAAUUUAAUGACGCCUAGGGAAACCUGUGCAGGUGCUUUGAGUUUCGUAGAUGAUUAGUGUCUGACACUCAGUUUAAAAGAUUUAUGGGCUGCAAAAUUUGGAUUGAUUUCUUUACAGUAUUACAAUUUUUUGAAUUCCUGAUUUUGUGGGAUUUAUGAGCUGUAGACCCAAAUUAUGUAAAAGUAAACAAAUAAAUACUUGAGAUUAUUUAAAUUGUGGAUCCUGAAUCUAUCAUCUACGAAAGUUAAACUUUUUGAAUGGAAUUAUGGAAAUAAAUAAACUUUUCCAUGAUAUUCAAAUUUUUUUGGGAAACGGUCGUAUAUGAGUGAGUAUAUCCUCAGGCCUAAUAUGUGUCACACCCAUCACAGCAUGUAAUCGUGGGGGCCACUAAAUAUAUCUUGUUGCAUUUCAUAACUGAAAAUGUUUAUAUCAAAAGACAAAUAAAAGUUUUUAU
Messenger RNA from Phycodurus eques (leafy seadragon), 6129 nucleotides. RefSeq lists its product as uncharacterized. Gene Ontology annotation, molecular function: transcription factor binding; RNA binding. The record is from RefSeq and is a predicted model, not a curated record. Gene Ontology annotation, biological process: positive regulation of transcription by RNA polymerase II. Gene Ontology annotation, cellular component: nucleus. Bases 2 to 3238 code for a protein of 1078 amino acids. The transcript has 11 exons. Lineage: Eukaryota; Metazoa; Chordata; Actinopteri; Syngnathiformes; Syngnathidae.